Messenger RNA from Mycena citricolor, 3047 nucleotides. Lineage: Eukaryota; Fungi; Basidiomycota; Agaricomycetes; Agaricales; Mycenaceae. The record is from the annotation of a GenBank genome assembly.
UUAGAGUGCCGACAACUCAUUGUCUGUACAUGAUUACACUUGUUCCUACAUAUAACUAUGCUCAACUCAAAGGCUCGCUUUUUGCCACUUGGCUGGUGCGCCAUCGGCAAUAGCCAGAUAGGGCAUGAGGUCGCUCGUCAGGAACUCACUCGGCCAUUCCCUGCGGAUCUGCGCCUUGAGGUAUUCGACAGCGACGGCAAGAUCCGCCUCCUUCACGCCAGGCGCGAGUUUCUUCACACCCGGCGCGAGGUCGCCGAUGAGCGAGUCGACGAGCUCGACGGUGACCGUCUCCCCCGUGUCCAAGCGCGACCCGUAUUUGACCCAUUGCCACAGCUGCACCCGCGUGAUCUCAGCCGUGGCCGCGUCCUCCAUGAGGUAGUUGAGCGGGAUGCAGCCGUUGCCCCCGAUCCAGGCCGCCGUGUAGGCCAAGGACGUCGACACGUUCUCCUUCACUCCUGCCUCAGUGAUCUGUCCGGGGACGGAGGUGUUCAGCAGAUCAGCAGCGGCAACGCGCACUUCCUCCCUGCGCACAUGGUACUGGCAAGCCAUCAGGAGACCAUACGGGAAGACGGCAACAGGAAGACACACCUGGUUGGGACCAAGCAUGUGUUGAUCGAACACCGGGCGCGCAAUCGACUCGAUGAGCGGGUGGGCAAUCCAGGUCCCGUCGUGACCUGCGAGCACCUCCCGCAGUUUAUCCGCACGGACUUUGUCCAUCGCCACUUCGUUCGCCUUGGCGUCGUUCUUGAUCGGGAUUUGCGCUGACAUGCCACCCAUGGCAGCGACUUUGCGCCUGCGAGCGUUGAGCCAUCAGGAAGCAAGGAAGCAAGGCGGGAGGGAACACACUUGUGACAGGUCUGGAUGAGAAGCCGCACAUACGCGUCCAUGAACCCGACCGUCAUCGUCACAUCCUUGCGAUCCGGGAGCACCGCACUGCGAUCGGCACGCCGCUUCUUGAUGAAGCUGAAAAUGUAGUCCCAUCGCCCACAGUUCAGGCCCGACGAGUGAUUCCGCAGCUCGAACAGGAUUUCCUCCAUCUGGAACGCAGCGGGUAACGUCUCGAUCAGCACCGUGGCGCGGAUGGUGUUGUGCGGGAUCGCGAGAUAGGACUGCGAGAAGAGGAAGACAUCGUUCCAUAGCCGGGCCUCGAGGUAAUGCUCCAUCUUGGGCAGAUAGAAGUAGGGGCCCAGACCACGCUUGACGAGCUCCGCCGCAUUGUGGAAGAAGUACAGACCAAAGUCAAACAAGGAGCCGGACAUGGGAACGUUGUCCACAGUCAACCGGGGCUCGUCGAGAUGCCAUCCUCGUGGACUGGACCGCAGUUAGUCAUCCUGCAACUUUACGACAACGCAAACGCUGUGGCAUCCGUACCGUACGAUAAGGACCGCGGGCUUCUCGCUGAGCUUGUAAGCCUUCCCGUUCGACUCAAAGUCAAUCUCUCGACGAAUAGCAUCGCGCAGGUUAACCUGCCCUUCCACCAGGUUCGAAAACGUCGGCGCGCUCGAAUCUGCAGCGCGAUGUCAAGCAGCCGCAGGGCGACGCACACAAACCGACCGCGCCCAACGCACCUUCGAAAUCCGCCAUAAACGUCUUGGCCCCGCUGUUCAGCGCGUUAAUGACCAUCUUCCGGUCGGUCGGCCCCGUAAUCUCGACGCGCCGGUCCUCGAGCCCCGGCGCAGGCGGCGCGCACUGCCACGACGGCUCCGCGCGAAUGUUCGCGGUCUCGGGAUGGAAGUCGAGCGGUACGCCCGAGUCGAAGCGGCGCUGUGCGUCGUCGCGCGCGUCGAGGAGCUUCCUGCGCGUGGACUCGAAUGUCCGGUGCAGGGCGGCGAGGAACGUCAGGGCGUCGUCCGUGAGGAUGACCGCCUGCGCCUUGGGAGCGACUUUAGAGUGUACGUGCAAGCCCUGGAUCAUGAUAGUGAUAGUUGGAUGUGGAAGAGAGGUGUAUUAGGGGCUACAUUCUUUAUCCAAUCACAUGUCAUGGCAAUCCACGGAACACGGACACGGCUCAGCGAUCCCGCACGGUGGUCCGAAAUUCGUCACGGCUUGCCUCCUAACCCGUACGACGUCGACGACGGGAACAGUAUUGAUUCAUCAUUCCACGGGUGAACGAGAUCGCUAUACUCUCCGUUGGACGUCUCGGGCAUCUACCGGGGACCUCCGUCGCUGACCUUGAGCGAAUGCCAAAUCAGGCAUGGGAAACUACUUGAGCAGCCUGACCUAGACGUCUCCGGGACCGGCGAUGUCGAUUCCCGUACACUCCCAGCAGAUGGUGCAAGCGUAGAUUACAAUGUACAUGUGAAAGUCAACAGAUGCGGAAACGUUUUUGGCGGCUUCGGCUUCGGCAGCUCGAACUACAUGGGCCCGUAUAUAAAUAUCAAGCCGUUCGCGCUGCACGAGACUCACCGGCACUCAUCUCCUUGGCCACGCGCUCGCCCACCUUCAGCACACGCCGGCACGCCAUCUGCCAUACACCCACACUCACAGACCCUGGCACACGGGGAUCGGAGGGACAUUCAGACGGCCAGUCAAAAGACGUACCAGCUGGAGCAAAGGGCAGCGACAGCCACCAUGUCAGCGGGCCGAACCACGUCGGCGGGAGGUAGAACACGGCCGCCUUGCGGUACCACCACCCGACCACGAACUGCAGCCCCGUCGUGAGCACCCAGAUCGCGGUGUUGAACUUGAGCGAGAAGGCCGUCUUGCGGGACGAGAUGUCCCCGUCUAGAGAGUGCGCGCAUCAAUCAGCAACGCGCGAACGCGAUACGGCAGGGCGCGCGUACUGAGUUUCUCGAGAUCCGCCAGCCCCUUGUCCACGCUGCGCCGCAGUUUCGCCCACUUGGCGAACUGGUCCUGUGCGCUCGUGCGUAGAAGCUCAGCUUUGAGCGUGAGGAUGUCGGCCUUGAGCUUGCGCUGCUUCGUCGCCGUCGCGGUGAAGAAAACACGCAGGUACAGCGCAUAGACCUGCACACCAAGCAUUCAGUCCAGCGCACGCACGCGUCGCGAAUGCGAGUGAUGCGCGUACAAAUUCAAGGAGAGCCGAUUUU